Amoebophrya sp. A120 is the source of this 3451-nucleotide messenger RNA. Lineage: Eukaryota; Dinophyceae; Syndiniales; Amoebophryaceae. The record is from the annotation of a GenBank genome assembly.
AGAUGAUGUUAACAACUGCCACCCCGACCGGUCUGAUUUGAUGACACCGGAGAUGAUAGACCACGCUACAGACUAAGAGGAACCGCUCCUCCUUUUACAGAGACCUUGUCCCGAAGUAAUUUUCCUCUCCCCGCCUUGUCGUUGGCUUCGAGGUGGUGGACGAGACAUGUUAAAAACCAUUUCGAAAAAUAAAUUUCGCUUGACAACUUGGUCACAGCGCUUCUUUCAGUUUCGUCUCGUGGUCGUUUUAUUUCCACUUCUACUUUUCUCCCCGACUUGUUUGACCCUACUUGACGAUGUCCGAGGACCCGGCCUGCUGCACUGGAUCCUGUUGGCUCCUACUUCAAAAAUGGAAAACGGGCCACCCUUCAGCGCUGGUACUAGAAGUUAUACAACGUCUUUAUUUUCCGGUGCGUCAUCAACUGGGUCAAUAAUAUUCUCCCACGCCUACAGGCUGCAGACCCGAAAUAAAGCGACGACGAAGAAAACCACCUUGUCCCGGGUAGUUCAUUUCGCGACACACCGAACGACAGAGGAGAAGGACAAGCAGGGAACUACUAGUACUGCGCAGGAGAACAAGAACACAGCGGAGGUGGAGAACAACAGGAACGAAGAUGAUGUCCAUCAUCGUCCUGAGGGGACUUUCCUAGGUCUGCACCAAGGACGAGAAAAGAAUUCUGAGAGCGCCGGUUAUGGAGAUGAGUCUGAUGGUUUUCAGAAUUAUCCUGGCGAGCAUCUGGGAAAAAUUUUGCAGGAGCAGGACCAACAAAACGGUGAGCUGUACGAUAAGGAAACUACAAGCACAGGUAGAGCAAGGACCUCUAGACGGGGAAGCAAAAGCAAUAGAGGAUCAACAUCCCCGGUACGGAAAGCUUUGUUCGCGGGAAGGGACAGUCGAGAAAUAAAGAGAAGCAGUGGCAGGUCUAGUAUUUCUCGAGAGCAGCCGAGGACCACGACAGGCGGGGAAGAUGAAACGCAAAAAACGGCCUCCUUGGCCGAGCUAAAGUUGGAGCAAGAGUCUACUUUUUAUCAGGUGGGACAACGAGAGAGCAUCCAAGCAGCAGCUGCAGUAGUAGAACGGCAAGAAGAAGGCCUGGCUCAACAUGUAGUCGCGAAAAAUAGCAGAACCGCACAAACACAGCACCUGGGCGGCUGCGAGCAUGAGACGUGCCGGUACCCGAAUGCCGGGUUUGGCGGCUGCGCGUGCGACGUCGGGCGUGGCGGGACGCAGGAGUUCGUGUUGUGCCCACAGUCGGAAAUAGCAGCGGAGUUGCGACAGGCAGACUUGCAGCAGUACACGAGGCAAACGCAGCUACCCGCUUGCAGCCAGAUCCACUGCCAAAUGGCCUGUGACGACAACAGUGAUGCCGGGGGUUACUUGUACCAAACCUCCACGUGCCUGUGUCGUCUCUUUUACAUGUGGGGCGACGCCUUGAUUGGGUAUGCGCAUGUGCACGCCGGCGGCGGGCUUUCCCAAUUUGCGAACGAUGGGUGCAUGAGGAAAGUGGACACGACAACCGCGCCACCGCUUACGCCAGCCACGACCACCGUUGUCCACGCGACAAAUUCCGGUGGCAUCGGAACUCCCCCGACUGGAACCCGGCCCACGGAAGCGCCGCCGACCACGACAACAACCACGACGACAACAACGACCACGACCACCACGACUACGACCACAACUUCAACCACAUCGACCACUACCAUUUACAUCGACCCCAACGGCCCCUGCGCGACGCUGCCAACGAAAGAGCUCUGUGACGCCGCAAAAGCGCGGAAUUGUAUCUACGGGCAGAAGAAGCGAAUUCAAAUUGUUUCCGGGGAGAAAAAGUGGCUGAAUGACGGUCCUUAUCAAAUGCAAAAAUGUCUGGGUCUGGACGAAUCUAACUUGUCAUGCUAAAUCUGAAUCAUUCGAAAAUCUGUGUUGCAUGAUUGCCAAAAGCUGGCCACUUUUGACCUAAUCGAGAGGCAGUCUCUCAUGCAGGAUAAGCAUGAUAGAAAUCUCACAGAAUCUGUCAUGCUAUGUCCUACACACCAGACCUCAUGGGUCAUGGAAAACCUGCAUGACAAGUCUGCAUUCUUCCAGACCCAGACAUUUUUACAUUUGAUAGUCCUGUGCAAUGUUUCGACUGCUCAAAACUCCUAGCCACGCAGCCGAUCGCCGAGUUGCCCUACACUAAUUGCGACAUGCUCAGCGGAGGGCAUUGUAAGCCCGAGGAAGGUCUUACGAUUAAUUCGGUUGAAUGCGUGCUCAAUCCGGAUCCGAGCAGUAGCCCCUUCGCGAUUUACGGUGCAUCAUAUGAAAGUGCACAACUCCCCCUCCCCCUCAUUUGUAUUGCAUGAACAGCAAUACAAGCGUCAGCAAGAAGAAUACAGGUUUUGCAUGACAAAUUUGGAUAGGAGUGUAGGGCUAUUUCGGCUGCCAGAACUUGUCAUGCAAACAUUGCCAAGAGCCAAGGCGUAAAUUACUUACGUAUUUCGCAUGACAAAUGAGGGGGAGGGGGAGUUGUGCACUGUCAUACAUCAAGUACAGAAGAAGAAGCGCCCGUCGGAGGAGGAACUGGGGACGAGCAGGGUGAAGGAAAUACUAUCAGCUCGACUACCGGCCUGACCCAAGCCGACAUCAACAAAAUCCUCAUCGCCGUCGGGAUCUGCGUGACCUUACUCGCGGUCUGGGUCACCUGCUUGCUGUGCGGCUGCUGUAGUAAGGAACAAGAGGAGGACAUGAUGGAGCAUUAUGAUGCAGACGGUAAUUUAGUUGACGUUCAUGGAGGCGACGAGGACUAUCAGUUCUUCGAAGAGGGAACGUCAGAUGACUAUCAAAUGCAAAAGUGUCUGGGUCUGGAACAAAGCAACUUGUCAUGCGCAUUUCAGAACACACAAAAGUCUCUCAUGCAUAAGUAGCAAGGGCUGCUCACUUUCUGCCACCAAAAUGGGGGAUUUAUCAUGCGGGUUCGGCAUUGCGGAAGCUCCUCGAAACCUGUGAUGCUAGAGCUUCCAUGCCAGACCUUCUGCGUCAUGCAGAAACAGCAUGACUCUUCCAGACCCAGACACUUUUACACUUGAUAAUGACGGGUAUCAUAAUAACACCUACGGGUAUGACGAUCCUGGUGGCUAUGGAGGCGACGAGAGCAAUUACCAUGCAGGUGGAGGAAAGCACGGUGGGUAUCACCACCACCAAAAGUCUCAAAGAUACAAGGGUAACAAGAACGACUACUACGAGUCGGGAAAAAAGGGAAGUUACGACGACUACGGCGAGGACGAGUCGUACUAUGGGAAGGGUAGAAGCAAAGGGAUGAAAAAAGGGUACAAGCAGAAGGGGUACAAUGAUAAGGGCGGGGGGUUGCACGGGUAUUAGUUAGUAGGACCAGAAGAUAUUUUUAUCAGCACGAAUCGUGGUCGAACAUUUUGCUUUUUUGUCUCGAUUUUGGAAAACCGUAAACGAAAAUGUGAA